Molecule: messenger RNA, 593 nt
Organism: Ambispora leptoticha
Lineage: Eukaryota; Fungi; Glomeromycota; Glomeromycetes; Archaeosporales; Ambisporaceae
Source: the annotation of a GenBank genome assembly
AUGGAUACAACGGGCGGCACAGAUUUAUUCACCUCCUAUGAACAGGACUAUAACCAGGUGGUUUUAGCUAUUUCGGACAAAAUCAAUACGAUUCCACAACAAUCUGGUGAACCAAGGAAAGCUACUAUUCGUGCUGCAGAGCGUGAAAUCGAUGAAGCAACGGAAAUUUUAGCACAAAUGAAAGUUGAAAUCAUGAACUCUUCUAACGCAGCACGUCUUCGUCUUCAACCAAGGAUUAGAACCUAUCAAAGCAACUUGGAUAAAUUAAAACGUGAUCUGAAACAUGCGAGUUCACGUAUUAGCGGACCUACAGAUCGUGAAGAAUUAUUAUCCGGCGCUCGCGGCACCGAUCUCGAUAGUGCCUCAACAGAUCAAAGGGCUCGGCUUUUGACUGGUACCGAACGAUUGGCAGAAAGUAGUCAACGGUUACAGGAUAGUCAUAGGAUUGCAUUAGAGACUGAAAUAAUUGGGGCAAAUGUUCUUGAAGAUAUUCGACGACAAAGAGAGCAGAUUAUCAAUACUAGGAAUACUUUACUCGAGGCUGAUUCUUACAUUGACAAAGCUCAACGCACACUUAAGGGCAUGACACGUCG